AUGAGCCUGAAUUCCGAUCGCCGCUCGACUAGCGGUUCCUUCCGGCAAUACUGGAAAGACAAGUUCAAUAAGAGAAGAUCGUCUGGGAAAUUCAGCCCUUCCGUCGAAGACCAAGGUGAUGAAGAUACAAGCAGUGCGCAAGCAUCGACGCCCACAAAGGACGACCAUGUUGCAAGUGAAGUCGAGGUUACAGACAAAGAUAGCAUUGUCUCAGAGAAAGCAUCUGAGGGCGUGAAAGAUGAGGAAUCUUUGCUGAUUUUGGAGCCCGAGAAGCCUCCAUCGGAGGUACCAGAUGAACCAAAAGCAUCUCCAACCCCACAGGAAGACGUCGCCAACGCACAGCCAGCCACGGAGGAUCCUAAUGGCCCGUGUCUGUCGACCCUUCGAGACCAUGGAGCCUCUGUCCAAUGCGUUUCAUGGACGCUAAAUAAUAAGCUCGCAUCGGCUUCAUAUGAUGGUACCGUAAGGAUAUGGGACGCCACCACCGGCCGCUGUCUGUCCACAUUCAAGGAUGACAAUGGAAUACCAGUCUCUGCAGUAGGAUGGCUGCGCAACCCAAGACUUGCAUUGGUCUCAGGUGAUGGAACGGUCAGGAUUUGGCGUGCCACCGAUGGCAGGUGUCUUCAAUCAUUUGAAGAAGACAUUGCCAGCUACAGGGAUGCUGUUGACUCGUUUUCUACUGUUGCGUGGUCCCCCGAAGGCAACCUUGCCUUUGCUAACGAGGAUGGGUCUAUUUUGAUUCGGCAUGUCACAAAUGCUACCGGGUUCAAGUCCUCACUGGCGCUCAAUGGUCGCCAUGAAGGUGCCUAUGCGCUGGCCUGGUCCCGGGAUGGCAGGCUUGCUUCAGGCGCCAAGGAUGGAAGCAUCAAGAUCUGGGACACCACUGACGGCCAAUGCAAGCUUAAGCCUGGAGGCCAUAACAGACGGGUAUAUGCUCUUGACUGGUCUCGGGAUGGCCGGAGGCUAGCAUCGGCAUCUGAAGAUAACACAAUCAAGGUGUGGGAGACCCAGAAUGGCCACUGUACUGUAUGGGCCCAAGGUCAAAGUGAUUCGAUCCGGUCUCUAGCCUGGUCACCAGAUGGUCGGCUUGCAGGUGCAGAUGGCGACAUUAUCCGAAUCUGGGACGGUGCAAGUGGCCGGUGUUUAUCGGAGCUUGAGGGCCAUACUCAUCAAGUCCAGUCCGUGACCUGGUCAGACGAUGGAAAGAGACUUGCGUCAGCUUCCCGGGACAGGACCGUCAAGAUCUGGAAUGUCAUGAGAAAUGAUUAA
Messenger RNA from Penicillium argentinense, 1269 nucleotides. RefSeq names its product WD40 repeat domain-containing protein. The transcript has 3 exons. The record is from RefSeq and is a predicted model, not a curated record. Lineage: Eukaryota; Fungi; Ascomycota; Eurotiomycetes; Eurotiales; Aspergillaceae. Gene Ontology annotation, molecular function: protein binding. Bases 1 to 1269 code for a protein of 422 amino acids.